This is a messenger RNA of Limanda limanda (common dab), 2377 nucleotides long. It is a transcript of the gene pnkp, whose product is annotated as polynucleotide kinase 3'-phosphatase. Gene Ontology annotation, biological process: DNA repair. Gene Ontology annotation, cellular component: nucleus. The transcript has 17 exons. The coding region runs from base 186 to 2015 and encodes 609 amino acids. The record is from RefSeq and is a predicted model, not a curated record. Gene Ontology annotation, molecular function: ATP-dependent polydeoxyribonucleotide 5'-hydroxyl-kinase activity; double-stranded DNA binding; protein binding. NCBI's taxonomy places the organism in Eukaryota, Metazoa, Chordata, Actinopteri, Pleuronectiformes, Pleuronectidae.
GUAUUUUUCAAAUGGACCGCGGGCACACCGCUUAAACGAAUCCCCGCUUUGACGGAAGAAGUAGUGAUCAUAAAGUAGUAACUCUGAUUAUAUUUAUAUUCAUAACACAUUCAGUGAUUAAAGUGAUUAACAGUGUGAGUCCGGGCCCCCGUCAGGCUGAACGCGGAGCCGCUGCGGUCGCCCGGAUGUCGUGCACGCUGGUCGGAGCCUCCGGGGCUCGGGUCCCGCUGCUGGAUGGCCGGGCUGUGCUUCUGGGCCGGGGACCGGACACCGGAGUCACCGACAAGGCAUGCUCCAGGCACCAGGUGAAAGUGGUGGCUUGCUAUCCAGACCAGGAUGUGGUUGUUACUCAGCUUGGUGCCAAUCCCAGUUUCCUGGAUGGUGAGAAGCUUGGCCGGGGUCAGUCUGGUAAACUCACCCAUGGAGGCGUUCUCUACCUGGUUAACCACAACCAUCCAUUUAAACUGCACUACUCCCUGAGCAACAAUGGUACAACCUCCGGUGCUGCACAGAAAGUGCUGAAAGCCACCGAUAAGACAAAAGGAGGAAGGAACGGGAAAGAAAAAGAGACUCAGUCAAAGCUGGCACCGAAACGCAGUAUUAAGGAUUUCUUCCCUACCUCUCCCAUAAAGUCUUAUAAAAGACAACUGAGCCCAGAGAGGGGACACCCUGAGGUGAAGCGCCAAAGGACAGAUGAGGAGGUGUCAGGUGGAUGGAUGAAGGAAGAAGAAGAAGAGGAUGAAGAGGAGAGACUGGCAGAGGAAAAGCUCAAGCAGCUGCAGGAGUUGGCAGAGAAGUCUAUGACAGAGAUGAGUAACAGCCCCCACCCUUCGUCUUCAUCGUCAUCGUCAUCGUCAAAGGCCUCUCUAAAGAGCAGCUGGCAGCAGAUAGGCAACCUGAUGCUUUACACUGCUGCUGGAGUCAAAGGGAGUGACAAGAUUGCUGGGUUUGACAUAGAUGGCUGCAUCAUCACCACCAAGUCUGGGAGAGUCUUUCCCACUUCACCAGAUGACUGGAGGAUUCUGUUUCCUGAGAUUCAGCCCAGACUGGCCACUUUGCUUAAAAGAGGAUAUAAGGUGGUGUUCUUCACAAACCAGAUGGGGAUCGCUAGAGGCAAACUGAGACCAGAAGCCUUUAAGUCUAAAGCGGAGGACAUACUCGCCAAGCUGCAGAUGCCUGUGCAGGUGUUUGUAGCGAGCGGUCCUGGUAUCUACAGGAAACCAGUUUUGGGAAUGUGGAAUCACCUGUGUGAGAAGGUUAAUGAUGGUGUCACCGUUGAUAAGACAGAAAGUUUCUAUGUGGGAGAUGCCGCAGGGAGGCCUGAAAACUGGGCGCCAGGGAAGAAGAAGAAGGAUUUUUCCUGCAGUGACCGACUGUUUGCUCUAAACAUGGGGUUGAAGUUCCACACACCAGAGGAGUACUUUUUGGGAUGGAAGAGCGCCCCCUACAGCCUGCCUGAUUUUGACCCUAGGAAGCUUGACUCGGCUGCCAGGCUGUACGACCCUCCAUCGGCCUCCCUCACGUCCAGCAGGACAGAAGUCAUUGUUGCUGUCGGUUUCCCUGCUUCGGGUAAAUCCACUUUCUUCCACACCCACAUCAUUCCACAAGGCUACACAUACGUCAAUAGGGACACACUCGGUUCAUGGCAGAGCUGUGUGUCAGCAUGUGAGCGCUCUCUGAAGGAAGGCCGCAGUGUUGCCGUGGACAACACCAACCCGGACCCUGAGUCUCGCAAGCGCUAUGUGGACGUGGCCAAAGCAGCAGGAGUGUCCUGUCGCUGUUUCCACUUCUCAGCCUCUCUGGAGCAAGCCAAACACAACAACAAAUUCCGUGAAAUGGCUCCGUCCGAAAGCAAACAUGCCAAGGUCAAUGACAUGAUUUUCCACAGCUACAAGAAACACUUUGUAGCGCCUGCUCUCUCUGAGGGAUUCGCCGAGAUCCUCCAGAUCCACUUCGUCCCAAAGUUCAAGGACAGCCAAUCAGAGACCCUGUUCCGACAGUUUUCUGAGGGCUGAUUAGACAGUUGGCUUUUAAAAGACCAGCCAAAGUCUUGUCUCUUGUCUGAGAUCCCCACUGACCUAUCCACCUCAUAAGCAAUACUGCAUGUCUCAAUUCAGGGGCAGCGUGGACUCAAAGGCUGAACAGAAAAAGAGACAUUCUGGUUUACAGGAUUUACUUGUUUGGUCUGAAUUCAGACACAGCUUUUAUGACUGAAGGCCUCUAACUGCACAGUUAGAAUAGUGAUGUAGUCUAGACUUGUGGCACAGAAUCAGGAACUGUACUGGAAUGUAUGAUAUAUUCAUGUAUGUGUCCCAGGACCUGAUUAUUCAUACGUUUUACAUGUGUUGUUUUGAAAGAAUAAAAUGGAUAAAAAACA